CUCAGAUAUACGUAUCGAUCGUUUGCCCAAGCUGUUGACCAAGUGGUCUCAUGCCAGGAUACUAUGGCUCAGCAAUAUCUACUAGAUUGCAUUAUACAGGUCUUCCCGGAUGAAUAUCAUCUCUCUACACUGGACUCACUUCUAACGACAUGCAGCAAAACUAACAGCGCUGUGGACCUGAAGCCGAUCAUUGUCAACCUUAUGAACCGUCUAGCAGUAUACGUUUCGUCGAACCCGGGGUCGGUCCCUCACGACUUGGACGUUUUCGAGCUCUUCCGAUCGCAUCUCGACCGAAUGCUGGAUCGCAGGAGUCGUAGCAGUCUGGCGUCCCUGAUUGAUAUUAUGGGAGCUUAUCUUGGGUUCACCAUAACACUCUAUCCCGAUAGACAGGACCACUUGCAGGUACUAUGGGGAACGGGAAAUCACUUCCUGCUACUAGUAAUGGUGCUAGUCACAGGACCACUAGUAGUGGUGCUAGUCACAGGACCACUAGUAGUGCUGCUAGUCACAGGACCACUA
Messenger RNA from Perkinsus marinus ATCC 50983, 519 nucleotides. RefSeq names its product vacuolar sorting protein, putative. NCBI's taxonomy places the organism in Eukaryota, Perkinsozoa, Perkinsida, Perkinsidae. The annotation marks the transcript as partial. Gene Ontology annotation, biological process: retrograde transport, endosome to Golgi; intracellular protein transport. The record is from RefSeq and is a predicted model, not a curated record. Gene Ontology annotation, cellular component: retromer, cargo-selective complex; late endosome; retromer complex. The transcript is spliced from 5 exons.